Messenger RNA from Pseudophryne corroboree (corroboree frog), 4111 nucleotides. RefSeq names its product calcium voltage-gated channel auxiliary subunit beta 3 (gene CACNB3). Gene Ontology annotation, biological process: calcium ion transmembrane transport. Lineage: Eukaryota; Metazoa; Chordata; Amphibia; Anura; Myobatrachidae. The coding region runs from base 277 to 1743 and encodes 488 amino acids. The transcript is spliced from 13 exons. Gene Ontology annotation, cellular component: voltage-gated calcium channel complex. Gene Ontology annotation, molecular function: voltage-gated calcium channel activity; protein binding. The record is from RefSeq and is a predicted model, not a curated record.
CUGCAGCUCCCUGUCUUUCACAAUUUUCCUUUGACAUACCUGUACAUUUCUGUGCAGACAUGAUAUAUAGAAGCAGUGAUCUUUAUGUCAUCCAUUAGUCAUCUUAGCAGUGUAGUGAUGAUGCUGGAAUAAUGUGGGCAGGUCUACACUAAAGUCCUGUAAGACCAAAAUACAGAGGGUUGAGCUUCCAGAAGCCUUGCGUACUGUGAUGUGAGAGCUGUGGCAGCAAGUGCUCCUGAUCUGCUCUCUGUCUGCAAAGGGUAGAGUCCUACUUGCAUGUCGCUUUCUAAUUCCAGUGUGUUCCUGCUAAACGAGGGUUCAGCUGAUUCCUACACAAGUCGUCCAUCGUUAGACUCCGACGUGUCACUGGAGGAGGACCGGGAGGCUGCCCGCCGCGAGGUGGAGAGGCAGGCUCAGCAACAGCUCGAGAGAGCCAGGCUCAAGCCAGUUGCGUUUGCUGUACGAACAAAUGUCAGUUACUGUGGAGCUCUGGAUGAAGAGAGCCCAGUCCAAGGAUCUGCUAUCAACUUUGAAGCCAAAGAUUUUUUACAUAUCAAAGAGAAAUACAACAAUGACUGGUGGAUCGGGCGGCUAGUAAAAGAGGGGGGAGACAUCGUCUUUAUCCCAAGCCCACAGAGGCUAGAGGCCAUCCGACUGAAACAGGAGCAGAAAGCAAGGCGGUCUGGUGGUAACACCUCUGGUUUGGGAGACAUGGUCUCAGGAAAUCGGCGUUCGCCUCCCCCAUCUAUAGCAAAACAGAAGCAAAAACAGACAGAGCAUGUCGCACCGUAUGAUGUUGUUCCAUCCAUGCGACCUGUGGUUCUUGUUGGCCCUUCCCUCAAAGGAUAUGAGGUGACUGACAUGAUGCAGAAAGCUCUGUUUGACUUCUUGAAGCACAGAUUUGAUGGCAGGAUCUCAAUUACUCGGGUAACAGCUGACUUGUCUCUAGCCAAGCGCUCUGUACUCAAUAACCCAGGCAGGAGAGCCAUUAUAGAGCGUUCAAGCACCCGCUCCAGCAUUGCUGAGGUGCAAAGUGAAAUCGAGAGGAUAUUUGAGCUGGCCAAGACUCUCCAACUAGUUAUCCUGGAUGCGGACACCAUCAACCAUCCCACUCAGUUGACCAAAACUUCCCUGGCGCCAAUCAUCGUGUACGUCAAAGUUUCUUCCCCUAAGGUGCUGCAGAGACUUAUAAAAUCUAGGGGGAAAUCUCAAGUUAAACACCUCAAUGUCCAGAUGCUGGCAGCUGACAAGUUGGUACAGUGUCCUCCGGAAAUGUUUGAUGUGAUUUUGGAUGAGAAUCAGUUGGAAGAUGCCUGUGAGCACCUUGCAGAGUACAUGGAAGUUUACUGGAGAGCCACCCAUCACCCCCUGCACCCACACACCGGCCAGAAUACCAUGACACCUCCCACUGCCAUCCCAGGCUUACAGAACCAGCAACUUCUUACAGAUCGCGCCAAUGAGCACUCUCCCUUAGAGCGUGACAGCUUAAUGCAGUCAGAUGAGGCUAGUGAAACCUCCCGCAAGACCUGGACGGCCUCUUCCCAGAGGAGUUCCCGCCACAUGGAAGACGAGUACUCCGAUGCCUACCAGGAUCUGUACCAACCUCAUCGACACCACAACAGUGGACUGCACAACACCAAUGGCCAUGACUCACAGGACCGGCUUCUGGAGCGUGACUCUGAGCAGAACCACAACGACAGGAACUGGCAGCGCAACCGUCCCUGGCCCAAAGACAGCUAUUGAGCGGGAUCCCACUGCACACACCCGUUUUAGCACACAUUCCCACACUAAUCCUGCAUGGCAGUGCAUGCCAUGAGGCACAGCCACCAAGUGUAAAUUCCAGGGUAGACCAAGCGGCAAGAAUGCACUACAGGGAAAAUGCCAUUUCCUUGGUAUCUCCUGCCUUCAAAACAUCCUGGCAGAAGGGCUGUAUUAGGAGUAGUUCACCUGCUUGCAGUGAGUCAGAAGCAGAGCCAAGACACAAAACAUGUGGCAUACAGGUAGAGGUAGCACAGUGCUGAAAACAGGGAACUAAUCUUAAAUAUUCACUAAAUCUGUGUAUCUUAGACCUCAUCCUCUCGGCGUUAUGACAUAUAUUUUACAAAGGUUUACCUAGCUAGUGUAACACACCUAAAAUACAAAUAAUCCAAUAGGUUUACACAACAGGCCGUGGAAACGUCUACAUGCUGGACUCCUCCCAAGGUAAGAAUGAGCUUCUGAUGGAGGGUUGGACUCAUUCCUUGAUCCCUCCUUCUAGUCCAGGCUGCUUGGGGCAGUGAACUCACCCCAAGAUAAGGUCACAGCUCUGCAUCUUGUCUUGGCUUGUAUUGCCAUAAAAUACUCCCAUUCAUGUUCAGAAGUGUCACUCAGACCUUGUUUACAACAAACAUGCUUCAACAUACCUGUGGGUCUGUUUGUUACCCAGUCAGUACCCCGAGAACAACACUAAUUGCACAUUUGGGGAAGAGGCUCCAUUAAAAUAAAAAACCCGCCCAGCUUGUCCCAGAAGGUGUUUUUUUUGUAUACUUAAUGGAGUAUAGGAUACCGGCUGCCUUUGUUUGCAUGGACAAAAGCUAAAGGUCAGUAUAGUGACGGCGAAGUAUCACUGAUGCACUCUCAGUACUGUUUGGCUAGGAAGCACACAGCAGACACCUGUCCCCAGAUCAGCUGCAGGAUGACAGGCACAGAGCCUUGUUUAUAAGGCACUACUAGGAGUAGUGUAACGACAAUAACUCAUUACCAUGCUGCAUACACUGUUAGCAUGUUACACACAUACCUGUUCAUGUGUGGACAGAGUUAUGUAUAAUGUAAUGAUAUAAGUGAAGUAGAUGGUUUACUGGGGCAACCUCUCCUCACAAACCUCAGAUAUUGGAAGGAAUGGCAGCGGGUAGUGAGGUGCCAAUAGCUGCAUAUUAUGUGCCAUGACCACACUGCACGUCUGAACGUAACCUUGAUAUAAACUUACUGAGAGUCAUUAUAUGAUACAAAGAGAAUAGCUAUGCCGUAGCUUACUGCUGUGAAUAGUCUCCAUACAUACAUACAUACAUAUAUAGUCUUUUAGCCUCAUACGUACACACAAAUGCAUAGUGUUUUGCUGGUUGAAUAGAGCACAGGUUCUCAAACUCGGUCCUCAGGACCCCAAACAGUGCAUGUUUUGCAGGUCACCUCACAGAAUCACAAGUGAAAUAAUUAGCUCCACCUGCGGACCAUUUAAAAUGUCAGUGAGUAAUUAAUACACCUGUGCACCUGCUGGGUUACCUGCAAAACAUGCACUGUGUGGGGUCCUGAGGACCGAGUUUGAGAACCACUGGAAUAGAGUAUUUUAUUAUGGACAUAAUUUGUGAGGGGAAAAAAAGAAUUCACUUGUGAGAAGCCAUUUACAUCCCUUUAGCUACAGUCAUGCUUCAGAGAGAAAUCCCUGCUUACUCCUUCUGGAAUAUUGGCUGACGAGAUGCUUAGGACUUGUGUGCAGAAGUAUGGCAUUAGAUACCAGAAUAGGUGGUCUGGGAUGAAGGUAUAAACAACCUGCUAGAAUUCUGCUGAUAGUUCAUGAUUGGUAUUAGUAAGGAUCACCUAGAUGGAGAGGGAAGAUGCUUAUUCACAUGUCACACACUGAAUAGCGUAACCGGCAAACUGGAGCAUAGAGAAAAGUAACCACUGAGCUCCCCAUAGCCGACACUAUUAUCCUACAGUAAUCAGCCACACAUCACAGCACAUGAUAAUGCUUCGUGAACCAACGUGAAGACAUCAGAUAGACAAUACAGAACUGGGCAUUAAAUGAACUGUUUUCUCACUGCAACGUGAGUGCUAAUAUUGGUUGUGUUACUGUAUUAUGUCUGUGUCAUGAUUUCUGAUACUCUCCAUUACAUAAUACAGUACAUUUACAAAGGAUUCAAGAAUUGAAUGGAAAUAGAGUAAUCUGUAUAGGUAAUAACAAACUGACAUAUGACAUUCCCAUGUCAGAACCUUGUACAGCACUCUGUAAUACAACUCAUUUCAUAACUGGUACAAUAAUGCACUGUCCAAGUCUAGAUACAAGACCUCAAAGGCCAUAUUUCAUGUGAUUAUAGGAAGCCAUAUUUAAUCCUUCAUAAAGAGAGCAGAUUAUGUA